AAAGGUCGAGCAACAAGUGCAGCAUAACUCAAACCACGUUAAACCUCUGACCUCCGAGCAUAUAUUGAGCAGUAUUCGCAAUGCGUUUGUUCACAAUACUCUUCUGUAUUAUAACCACAUCAUGGGCCAAUCCAAUACUGAAGCUAUUCCACGAAAAAUCGAAGGAAAUCACCUUAGAAGCAAAAGCUUGCUGUGGGCAAGGCGGUGCAAUCAUACACGGUUCAAUUGGUGUAGCCCAAGUGCCGGCCACCUCCAUACAUACAAAUUUGGGAGGUUUUUCGGCGACUGGUAAUCUCUAUAAUACUCAAGCGCAUUCAUCGGGAGUGCACAGUGGUCAUUUGGUGCAUGCGGCAGGUGGUAAUAGUGCAAGCUCCUAUAACCAUUUUGAGACUAACGAGCGUCCGAUCCUAAAUUAUGGCAGCGGGCAAGCACAAGUUCAUAAUGUGGCUGUUGCUGGAGCUAGUGGGGGAGCUGCUACUCUCGCAGCUCCUGCGUCGAUCACUCACACAUUGUGGGAGAAUACAGGAAAUCCGAAUUUGGCUAUAAUGCAGGGCGGCGGGGCAUCAUUCGGAGCAGCCCAUGGUCAGAGUGCAAGUGGCUGGAAUGUUAAUGGCGGUCACAAUAAUUACAACGCAUAUGCGCCAUCAAGUUAUGGUGGUGGUGAAACAUUUGGUAACUCAGCUGCCGCAGCUGCAGCAGCAACUUCUGCUGCAUCAUCGUGGAAUCAACAAAAUGGAGGUCACCAAAAUACGGGUAACGGUGCCUUUUCCCACUCCAGUUCUAGCUCAUGGAGCUCUUCACAUUCUGGUACUGCUAAGUAAUGAUUGCUAUCCAAAUUUUGUGACGCACAUACAUACAU
This is a messenger RNA of Rhagoletis zephyria (snowberry fruit fly), 859 nucleotides long. RefSeq lists its product as uncharacterized. The record is from RefSeq and is a predicted model, not a curated record. Lineage: Eukaryota; Metazoa; Arthropoda; Insecta; Diptera; Tephritidae.